Aspergillus fijiensis CBS 313.89 is the source of this 1432-nucleotide messenger RNA. Its product is annotated as DUF1996 domain-containing protein. NCBI's taxonomy places the organism in Eukaryota, Fungi, Ascomycota, Eurotiomycetes, Eurotiales, Aspergillaceae. The transcript has 4 exons. The record is from RefSeq and is a predicted model, not a curated record. Bases 172 to 1227 code for a protein of 351 amino acids.
GCCGGCAUGGGGAUGCCUUUUCCGCACACGAAACAAUAUUAUGUCCGCGACAACCCCAACCACAUGCAGUUACACAUGUUGAGACACAGCAAGGAAACUUUUUCCUCACACCACAAGGUCAUUUGUUCCCAGCGCCGAGCUUAGGCCUCUUGACUUGAUGUCGAUAUCAACAUGAAGGCCAGAUUGCCCCAUGUCCAUGUCCUCACCCCCCUCGUAUCAAUCCUGGCAUUUUCCUGUCUCGCGACCAGCACAGAGCACACGACCGAUGAAUUCACUUUCAGCUGUGUCCCAUUGACCACACAACUCUCCGAUCCGAUAGUUUCCCCAGGUGGAAUAUCGGAACAUGUCCACGUGAUUGCCGGAGGUACAGCAUUCCAGAGGACAAUGGGCGUCAACACCGCCCGCAACGCCCAAGAGACGACUUGCGGCGUAGCGAUUGAUAAGAGCAAUUACUGGAUCCCACAGUUGUACAAUCAAUUACAGAAUGGCUCUUUCCAGCUCGUGGAGUAUCAGUCGAGUGCUAUAUAUUACCUCGACCGAGCGUGUGAGUAUGGAGUUAAUCUAACGAGCUGCGAUACGUCGGAGUAUCCAUUGGCACCACCAGAAGGGCUGAGGAUGGUAGCUGGGGAUCCUGAUCUACGAUCAUACAAUGACUCUGAUUUAGCUCAGAAAGCCAUAUCGCACAUGUGCAUAGAGUAUGACGGUAGCUCCAACGAAACAAAGCACUUCCCACGACAACCUUGCCAGAUCGUGCGGUCGCAGGUCUUUAUGCCUUCCUGCUGGGAUGGUAAGAACCUCGAUAGUGCGGAUCACAAAAGCCAUAUGGCAUAUCCCGCGGUCGGGGAUUAUAAUAAAGGUGUCUGUCCUGAAUCUCACCCAGUGGCGAUAUACUCAAUCUUCAUGGAAUUCUUCUUCAACACGGGUCCAAUAGGGAGUCGCCAGAGCCUGGUGUACUCCAUGGGUGACACAACUGGGUAUGGAUUGCACGGUGAUUUCAUUCACGGCUGGACCGACCAAGCUGCCCUGCAACAAGCUAUGGACACCUGUACGGGGCCCAAGGGAUUAGACGAUCCUGAUUGCUCGGUAACAAGAACCCAAAAGAGGGCCUUGACGCCCCUGUCGCAGCCUUUGGAUGUUGAGGAGCCGAAGGAUGAACUGGGACAGAGUGGACCUCUUGACAGCUUGCCGGGGGAUAACCCUGUCAUGUGGCCGGAUGAGUCGGAGUGAUAUGGGAGCAAGUACGAACAAUUGCGAAAGAUUUGACCUCUCCCUCUUGAGAUUAUUGAGUGGAGAUAUUGACGAUUUGGAAAGGGGGGAGACAAUGGACGAAUGAACGAAUUUUGUCAAAACAAGACCAGACUGUUGUGAUCUGUAGUUAUCACUCGUGUUGGUGUGUAUUGCAGUGGCGUUUGAAAAAAGUGGCCCCUCAAAG